Molecule: messenger RNA, 1679 nt
Organism: Rhodamnia argentea
Lineage: Eukaryota; Viridiplantae; Streptophyta; Magnoliopsida; Myrtales; Myrtaceae
Product: cytochrome P450 81Q32-like
Exons: 2
Coding region: 30-1559 (509 amino acids)
Molecular function (GO): monooxygenase activity; heme binding; oxidoreductase activity, acting on paired donors, with incorporation or reduction of molecular oxygen
Source: RefSeq, a predicted model, not a curated record
CUCCAACGCGUGGUAUCCAUUUCAUCUUCAUGGAUGACGUGUGGGUGUACAUCAUCUCAGCAUCCUCCUGCCUCUUCCUCCUCUGCUUCUUCAAAUUGCAGAGGAGCAACCGGAGGAAUCUCCCACCGAGCCCACCUUCGCUCCCCAUCAUCGGCCACCUCCUCCUCAUAAAAGAGCCUGUCCACCGGACCCUCCAGUCUCUCUCCCACCGCUACGGCCCGGUCCUCUCCCUCUCCUUCGGCUCCCGCCCCGUGGUCGUCGUAUCCUCCCCGUCCGCAGCCGAAGAGUGCUUUACCAGGAAUGACGCUGUCCUCGCCAACCGCCCCCACAUGCUCUCCAGCGAGAUUUUCGGCUACGGUCUCACCACCAUCGGCACCGCCCCUUAUGGCCCCCUCUGGCGCGACCUCCGCCGCCUCACGGUCCUCCAAAUCCUUUCCCCGCACCGCCUCGCUGGCUCCCUCGCCAUCCGGCUGGAGGAAGUGAGGCUCCUCGUGAAGAGCUUCUACAAAGAGGCAGCGAUGGUGGCGGGUGGCGGUGGCUGCGCGAAGGUGGAGAUGAGGUCGAGGCUGCAGGACCUGUCCUUCAAUAUCAUCAUGAGGAUGAUCUCUGGGAAGCGUUACUUUGGUGCCGCCAUCGACGCGGAUGACGCUGAGGUGGCCAGGCAGUUCAGGGAGGUGAUAAAGGAGGCAUUCGAGCUGAGUGGGACAGACCCGAGCGAUUUCUUGCCGGCGCUGAGGAAGGUGGUGGACUUCAAGGGGAGAAAGCGUAGGAUGGUGGACGUGGCGAAGAGGUCCGAUGUGAUCCUGCAGGGCAUGAUAGACGAGCUGAGGUCGAGAAGGAAGAGGAGCGACGGGGGCCGAGAGGUGGAGAGCAAGACGAUGAUCGAUACCAUGCUGUCGGAGGGCUACUCGGACGACAGCAUCAAAGGCCAAAUGCUGUCGAUGUUAGCUGCGGGCACGGACACGUCCUCGGUGACAAUGGAAUGGGCCCUGUCCCUCCUACUCAACCAUCCGGACGUCAUGAAGAAAGCUCAAGCGGAACUAGAUGAUGUUGUUGGCCCAGACCGUCUACCUGACGAAGCAGACAUUCAGAAGCUGCCUUGCCUUCAAAACAUCAUCAACGAAGCGCUCCGGUUGUUUCCGCCAGCGCCACUCCUAGUGCCUCACGAGUCCUUUGAGGACUGCACGAUUGGCGGGUUUGACGUGCCCCAAGGCACGAUGAUCCUAGUAAAUGCGUGGGCAAUCCAGAGAGACUCAAAAGUGUGGGACGAUCCAACAAGUUUUAAACCAGAAAGACACGAGGGAUUGGAAGGGGAUCAUGCGUACCGGUUGUUGCCGUUUGGCAUGGGGAGAAGGGGCUGUCCCGGUGCUGGCCUCGCCAACAGAGUGGUGGGUUUGGCUCUAGCGGCGCUUAUUCAAUGCUUCGAAUGGGAACGAGUCGGCGAAGAGCCGGUGGACAUGUCGGAAGGGACAGGACUCGUAAUGCCCAAGAGACAGCCAUUGGAGGCUAUGUGCAAAGCGCGGGAAUGCAUGGUUGCUAAUGUUCUUGGACAGCUUUGAGAAGGUCGUUCGCUAGUGAAUUUAUUUUGGUCAAGUUCAACCGCCGUAGUGCUUAUGACACUAAUAUGUGGUAACAAAGCAAAUUGGUAUGAAUGAAAGGAGGGGAGAUAAAAACUCAAA